AUGCCCAGCGACGACACCAUUCUGGAGGGGCCAGUAACCCCAGCACCAUUAUUCGCCUAUCGCGCAAUUCGAGGCAUCUUCUUUGCCUCGCCUGAAUCCUCGCCCGACCAUGACAACAAGGAAAACCUUGUGCCUACAUACCCCUCGCCGUCGAAGCGAAAGCCCGUGACAGGAAUCUCCCUUCAACUGUCACCCUCACAGAAGCGCAAGAGGGACAGCAGUACUGGCGGAGGGACCAUCCUUUCCCCUACGAAGGGCAUACUCCGUACGCCGGGCCUGGCGACACCCAGAGCAAAAUAUCUGAAGGAUGUUAACGUCAAAUUCAAAAGCGUCAGCCCCGAGGCCCCAAAGUUUGUUGGUUGUCCUGCUUCUCCAGGCCAGCCACAGACAAGAGCUCAGGAUGCGUCACCAGUCGUUCGGCCUUCAAAACCCAUCCACAUUCUGGCAUCACCUACAGAAGCAACCUCGUCUUCCGUGGUAUUGCAGAAGCCAUUACAGAAUGAAGAGCCGGUAGUCAACACUUCAACCGAAUCUGCACCUCCAACGUCGCCAUGCAUGCUCUCCCGAACUGCAAUAGAGGCCUACAUGGCCCAAACAGAAAAGGAAAUGAAGAAACUGGUCCGCUAUGGGCAGAAGAUGCGCGAGUACGCGCGCAAAAAGGACGCCGAGAACCAGGAACUAAAAAGCAUGAUUGAACAACUCCGGAGGGAGAAUGAGAGGCUCAAAAGAGACACAGACCCUUCUGCUGAAAGCCAUACAAAUACCGGCGGUAUUCCACUGAUUGGAAAAGAGCUGAAGAACAACAAAGAAGAGAAGCGUGUCACCGCUGAUAUGCUAGGGGCGAGUGCAUCGCCUGCGCUAAGGAACAAACGUCGAGGCUACGUCCGGGAGGAAGUCGAUAGGGUCGAAACGACAGUGCGAAGCCAGACGUUCGGAGAGUCGAAGGCUCAGAGGCACGUUAGCUCGUCGAGUACUGGAACGGCCGAACGAAGCACCGCGGGCAGCUGCGAACCCUCGAGACCUUCUGGUAGUUCGUGCAGUGAUAUACCCCCCGACCAUUCACCCACGAUUAGGCGAUCAACAUCAUCAUCCCAGCCAAAAUCUUCAUCUUCAACGCCGCUCAUUGCACUUCCUAUAAAUCCACCUCUGCCUGCGGAUGUAGACCUUCCGGGAACAACAACAUCCACCCGCUCCACUUCAGCCAACAUCACCGUCGCCGCCAAGUCCGGCACCAUAAGCCUUCCGCCCGAUCGCCUUGCAGCUGCUCGCGACAGAUUACGCCGACGCGCCGAGCGGAGGAAAGCAAGUAUUCCGCUACAGAUCGACUCGGCUCUCGACAAGCAGGGGAGUAGGCAACCUGUAGAUCUGGAUCAGGCGCAGCCACUCCAGAGGACAGGUCGGGAGUGGAAGCAGGAGCAGGAACUUGUCAAGGAACCAGAAGACCCGAGCGAGGUCGACUGGGCGAAUCUCUAA
Messenger RNA from Cladophialophora bantiana CBS 173.52, 1473 nucleotides. RefSeq lists its product as uncharacterized. The coding region runs from base 1 to 1473 and encodes 490 amino acids. Lineage: Eukaryota; Fungi; Ascomycota; Eurotiomycetes; Chaetothyriales; Herpotrichiellaceae. The record is from RefSeq and is a predicted model, not a curated record. The transcript has a single exon.